Molecule: messenger RNA, 3315 nt
Organism: Engraulis encrasicolus (European anchovy)
Lineage: Eukaryota; Metazoa; Chordata; Actinopteri; Clupeiformes; Engraulidae
Gene: mctp2b
Product: multiple C2 domains, transmembrane 2b
Exons: 24
Coding region: 275-3055 (926 amino acids)
Biological process (GO): regulation of neurotransmitter secretion
Cellular component (GO): synaptic vesicle membrane
Molecular function (GO): calcium ion binding
Source: RefSeq, a predicted model, not a curated record
UCGUCUCACUUGAGGAAGUAUCGUUUUGGCGACAGCACAGAUGUUGGCCAGUGCGUUUCUAGAGGUCUGUCCAGUAUGAAAGUGGACCGGUUUAACUUUUACAAUGAUUUGAUCAGCCGGGUCAGGAAUCAUUGACAGCCAGUCCCACCCCUUCCCCAUCAGAGUGGUGUAAGAGGAAGAUCACCACACCCGUCCCGCACCACCAACCUCCCCUCCUCCCGUCCCAUCCCUCCUCCCCUCCCCUCCACUUCACUCCACUCCUCCUUCCUUCACCAUGGAGCCAAAGAAGAAAGUUUUCGGUAACCUGAAGCAGAAGACCAAGCCCUUCCUCAGCUACCUGCGCGGCGGACGCAAGAGCCACAGCAAGCAGGACCAGGUGAGCCAGAGUCUGAGCCAGCCCAGCCUGCUGGACAACCGCAUGAGCGCCUCCGUGCCGGACAUCACCUACCUGCGCCACCCGCUCCGCACCCGGGACCCCAGCCUGCAGGCCUCUCAGCCGGACAUCCCCUCUCACAGCAGUCCUUCCACGCCACUCAGUAGGCCGCGAGGGCCCACCACCCGCGUCUCAGCGUCUCCAUCCCCUCUGGCUGGUGCGUUUCCUGGACCGGACGAGCUGGACGGUCCCCGGAUGAUGAUGGCGGCUCCUUCUUCUCCCACAGACUGGGCUUCCUCGGAGGCGUUGAGUGGUGGACGCACGUACACGUACACAGACGAGCCGGGGUCUCCGGAGAGUAGGGAGGCGCAUCAUUAUCAGCAUCAGCAGGAGGCAAGGGAUCCAGACGGGCAGGAGAACGGUCAGCAAGGGGUCCUACUCAGCACGGAGCUGCCCACCGUCGAGGUGUCAGGAGUCCAUGACGACAGGACUGAGAGCCCCGUAGAAACCAGUCCUCAGGAGACGCAAACAGUUAAGGAGGUUGAGAACAAUGGCGUGAGUACAUUCUUAGACGUUGGAGGAAGCGAGGGCCUUCCAGACGCCAGCCAAGACUCCCAGAAGACCUACCUUCUCGCCAUCACCCUGAAGGAGGGACGCAACCUGGUCAUCAGAGAUCGCUGCGGCACGAGUGAUCCCUACGUGAAAUUCAAAUUGGAUGGGAAGACACUGUACAAGAGCAAGGUUGUGUACAAAAACCUGAACCCUGUUUGGAAUGAGUCCUUCACAUUUCCUGUCCUUGACCUGGAGGAGAAACUGUUUGUUAGGGUUUACGAUCGGGACUUGACUUCAGAUGACUUCAUGGGGUGCAGCAGUGUUGCGCUGAAUGAUCUUGAACUUGAGAAAGUGUAUCCACUGGUGUUGAGCCUAAAUGACCCCAACAGCCUGGAGGAGGACAUGGGCGUGGUGCUCCUAGACGUCUGCUUGUCCCUGAGGGAUGGGGACGGCAAGAGGAACUCAAAGUGGACAACACCAAAGAGGAAAAAAAGCAUAAGGCAGUCAGGGCCGUCGCAGCAGAGCAAGCGUCUGUCGGAGAGCUUGAGGAAGAGCCAGCUGUGGACGGGGGUGUGGACCAUCUCACUGGUGGAGGGCCAGGACCUGCCGGAGGACAUCCCCGGGGACAUGUUCGUACGCUUCCGACUUGGAGAACAGAAGUACAAGAGCAAGAGCCAGGGCAGGAAGGCCAACCCACAGUGGAGGGAGCGAUUUGACUUCAACCAGUUCCCACAAGGGCCAAGUGUCCUGGAGGUGGAGGUUUGGUCAAAAGAGGGCCGUCGCUAUGAGGAAUGCUUUGGAAUGUGUGAUGUCGACCUAUCUGGCCUGCCAGUUAACCAGCCCCAGGUCUAUACGCGCACCCUCCACCAUGGCAGGGGCCGAGUGCUCUUCCUGGUCACACUGAACGUGUGCAGCGGGGUGUCGGUGUGUGACCUCAGUGCUACCCCGCUGGAGGACACACGCGAGAGGGAGACCGUGUAUGAGAGAUAUGCAUUCCGGAACUCACUGAAGAACAUGAGGGAUGUGGGCUUCCUGCAGGUCAAAGUCAUCAAGGCCACUGAUCUGAUGGCUGCUGACCUAAAUGGGAAAAGUGACCCUUUCUGUGUACUGGAACUGGGAAAUGACCGACUUCAAACGCACACAAUCUACAAGACCCUCAAUCCCGAUUGGAACAAAGUAUUCACGUUACCCAUUAAAGACAUCCAUGACAUCCUGGAGGUGACGGUCUUCGAUGAGGACGGGGACAAGGCACCUGACUUCCUUGGAAAAGUGGCCAUUCCACUGCUCACGGUUCACAAUGGACAGCAGGUGUCCUUCCCACUAAGGAAGGAUGACCUCGGCCGGCCCUCGAAGGGCAGCAUACUGCUGGAGCUGGAGGUCUUUUUCAAUCCUGUCAGAGCCGGUUUCAGAACAUUCAAUCCAAGGGAAAAGAAAUUUCAGGAAGACAAUCCUAAAUUUUCCAAAAAGAUCUUGGCCCGUAACGUGCUGCGCGUGAGGAACCUCCUGCGGGCCAUAGUGAGCACCCAGCAGUACAUCAAGAGCUGUUUCCAGUGGGAGAGCAUACAGCGCAGUAUCAUCGCAUUCAUGGUGUUUGUGAUGACGGUGUGGUACUGGGAGUUCUACAUGCUGCCGCUCUUCCUGGUUCUCCUCAUUGGCAGGAACUACAUUCUGGUGGUGUCGGAGAGAGCCAACCAGGACAUGGACAGUAUGGACCUGGGGGAUGAUGAAGAGGAUGAUGACAAGGAGUCCGAAAAGAAAGGGCUGAUGGAAAAAAUCCAUAUGGUCCAAGAAAUCGUCAUAACCGUCCAGAACCUUCUGGAAGAAAUAGCCAGUUUUGGAGAGCGGAUAAAAAACACGUUCAACUGGUCCGUGCCAUUUCUCUCCAAUUUGGCCUUCCUGGUCCUGCUUACAGCGACAGUGCUGACCUAUUUAAUACCUGUGCGAUACAUCGUUUUAUUAUGGGGUAUUAACAAAUUUACCAAAAAGUUACGCAAGCCGUACGCCAUCGACAAUAACGAGGUGAUGGACUUCCUGUCCAGGGUCCCCUCGGACGUGCAGAAGGCCCAGUACACAGAGGCGAGAGGACCAGGAGGACAGAGCCCUCUACGGAAGAAGAGAAAUGCCACAUAACCAUCGAGCCCUCCACACACACACACACACACACACACACACACACACACACACACACACACACACACACACACACACACACACACACACACACACACACACACACACACACACACACACACACACACACACACACACACAAACCUGAGAGUGGUGAUUCUGAGGCCACAGCUAAAUCCUGUUGCAUGGACAUAUAAACAUACAAUGCUUUUUGCCGAUUGAUAUGAGGCUGUGUGUUUGUGUGUGCUUGUGUGUGUAUG